AUGUGGGACCCCCACAGGCUCCCCCCGGGGGCCCCCCCCUUCGCUCCUGCUGCUGCUUUAUCUGCUGAGGGUCUUGCUGCGCUGCGGGCCUUUGAGGGGGGUUUGGGGUGUAUAGACAGCAGCAGCGCAUGCAUUCAGGGGCUUUCUGCUGCUCUCGUGCAUGCAGCACAUUCGCCAGCAGUUUACCACUGUCUUGCUGCUCUGAAGGCCCAGAUACAGGCUCCUGCUGCUGCUGCUGCUGCUGGGGGCGGCGCAGCAGCAGCAGCAGCAGCAGGCUCGGGGCAGCUCGUGCUGCUGCUGUACGUGAUCAACGAUGUGCUGCAGCGGUGCUGCAGCUGUGGGGCCCCGUUUUUGCUGCAGCUGUGCCUGGACCCGCUGCGGAGCCUAUGCGCAGCAGCAGCGGCAGCAGCAGCAGCAGCAACAGCAGCAGGAGCAGCAGCAAAUGGACUAGAUGAAUUCAAAAGGGUUCUCGAAAUUCUAAAACAAAGAGACACUUUUGGGGGCCCCGAAAUAUGCGAAGCUCUUAUGAGGAUUUUGGCUGGACAGGAUGUGCAGCUGCCGCAGGUCCCCAAGCAGCUCAUGCUGCAGCAGCAGCAGCAGCAGCAGCAGCAGCGCCUCAGCCACAAAGCUGCAGAUGCACCCGAGGGCAGAUCGGCGAAGGGCCCCCAGACACUGGAUGGGUACCGGCUGCACUAUCCAUCUGCUGCAGAUGCUGCAACAGCAGCAGCAGCAGCAGCAGCAAUUCCAGCAGCACCAGAAGACACAGCUUUUAAGCAGCAGCUGCACCGAACCCUCACACUUGCCAAUGACUGCACUCUCACCAUCAGAGACGCCCAAGACAGCAGGAAGCGACAGAAUGCGAGGGUUUUGGAAGUGCAACAGCUGCUGCAGCGCCUCGCCAGCGGGGAAGACACGGAGGAGCAGCAGGCAGAGCUCAAUGAGCGGCCACAAACGGCGCCGUUUGCUGCAGCUCCCAGCGCCUUUUGGAGCCCUACCCAGGCUGUGGCUGCCAGCGGCUUGAAGGGCUUUCGCCUUAGCCCUCCAAAGCUAAGAGAGGCUCGCUGCAACCGCAGCAACAGCCGCAGCAGCAGCUGCAGCACUAGGAACAGCAGCCAACAGCAGGUGCAGCAACAGCAGCCAACAGCAUCCGCAGCAGCAGCAACAGCAGCCAACAGCAGCCGCAGCAGCAGCGACAGCAGUCGCAGCAUCAGCUACAGCAGCCAGCAUCAGCCAACAACAGCAGCCAACAACAGCAGCCAACUGCAGCCACAGCAGCAGCAACAGCAACAGCGGCAGCAACAGCAGCAGCAGCAACGGGUCUUGAAGCAAAGACACUUAGUGCUUGAAAUGGCAAAAAUUAUAUAA
Messenger RNA from Eimeria tenella, 1365 nucleotides. RefSeq lists its product as uncharacterized. The record is from RefSeq and is a predicted model, not a curated record. The transcript is spliced from 5 exons. Lineage: Eukaryota; Apicomplexa; Conoidasida; Eucoccidiorida; Eimeriidae. The coding region runs from base 1 to 1365 and encodes 454 amino acids.